Molecule: messenger RNA, 8080 nt
Organism: Athalia rosae (coleseed sawfly)
Lineage: Eukaryota; Metazoa; Arthropoda; Insecta; Hymenoptera; Athaliidae
Product: protein qui-1
Exons: 15
Coding region: 3247-8007 (1586 amino acids)
Molecular function (GO): protein binding; ATP hydrolysis activity
Source: RefSeq, a predicted model, not a curated record
AUGAAUGAGACGGAGAAAAAUGCCUCUAGUUUCGUACAUAAUUCUGGAAACGAGAUACGAGGGGCGAGAUAAUACAAAUAUCUGUGUUAUACCCCGAUAAUUAAUAUAGUAACCCUAUAGGCUUAUCGUAAUACUCCGCAGAGUCUAAAACACUCUCGUGAUCGGUAUCUUCAACGUUAUUCCCAGAUAUAUGGGUACAGUCGAAAGACCCGGACAUUCCGCAUGUGGAUCACGAGCCGUACGUUGUGCCGUAGGUAUACCGUCCCUACCCAUAUUCCCAGCGACCUUCCACUUUACACCCGUAUAGUUUAAGUGCGUACGAAAUCGAUAAGACCAAGUGGGUAUUUAGACCGAAAAUAUUCUCGGGCAAGUGGAAGGUUCUAAUUAACAUCGAGGGCUGGAAAACAAGAAGGGUGUAGACCGCGAAAAAUGUAAAUCGCCCCAAUUCACAGUUGGAUUUCAAAAAUUCGGCUUACGAUAUAUUUCCAUGGAAAACAGCAAUUUGCUCGAACUCGUUUGCUCAUUCCGUUCGUCGGUCUGAUCUUAAUUCUUGAGAAGCUUAGCGCAUUCAGACGAACCUCAAAGCUGAGCUUAUAGUUUCCAUUAACGAGGGCAUGACGCUCUCAGCUAUCAACGCUAAAGUACGCGACAUUAACCAGUAAGAGCUUCGCUAUAGGUAUACCCAACUACGACUAUUCUUUUAUCGCCAUUGACGCAAUUCUCAGCUGAUUUUUUUUUUUUCAACAGUUUUUUUUUUCACCGUCUCAAGUCGAUUCACUUCCACCGAAACUUGUGUUUCUUUCUCACCGCCGUCCUUCCAGUUUUUCAGCUUUAAUGACGCAAACAGUUAUGAUUAUGUAACCCGUAAAAUGUGCGUCUUCUUCAAAUUCCCACAAAAAUUAAGACCGCUUCUCCUCUAAUUUUUCGAUUAGUCAGUUUGAUUUGUUUAUACCGAAGACCGGAGGUGACGAGAUGAAAAAGGAAUAAAAAAAAAAAAGAAGGGAAUACGAAUCGCGAUCUGUCAUCGUAAGACGCAACGUGAAGCACUUUUCUGCAAGUUUGUAUUAGCUAUGGAAGGGUGUACGGGCGCAUAAAAAUUUGAACUUGACGCACCGAACAGCUGGGUUUGAUUACUUUUUGUUUGCUUAUCUUAGAGACUUUGGUUUGUUUAACGUGGCGAAGAGUUUGGAGCACGGGUCCGAAGUGAAAAAAAAAAAAAAAACAGAAAUUGAGGUCGUCACAUGUCAGAAGUUUUUUAUUUUUCAUUCGACUAUCGGAACUUGGAAAUUUUUCAUUUCAAUUUUGAGAGUUCGUCAUAACGAUACUGGUGCGCAGUUUUUUGAGUUUGUUUCAAAUUUAUCUCUGUACUCUGCAGCAUAUUCCGGCAGGUUAUCGUAAGAAAAAAAAAAGAAAUUAGACGGAACAAUGAUUAAUGGAAGCGUUCCGCUUUAACGCGUUGUCGUAUUGUAUCGUCGACGUCUCACUUCUCCGUUAUAACGUGAAAAUAUUCAAACUAAAAAAAACCAAGGCAUGAAAAGUUGACGGAAAAUUCAUUCGAUACGUAAACUCGUUCAGAAAUGAAAGUCAACAUUUUUGUUGGCAAGUUUGAUAAAAUUGCCAAGUAAACUCACGUUUCCUGUAAAAGAAAAAUCCCUGUACAAGCAUGAGACGACGUUCCGUCGUCCUUCGGGGUUUUUUUUUUUUCUCGUCAUUUUGAAAAGUACAUUGGCAAGGGAGAAUGUGCCGAUAGUACCGGAGCAUGGGAUUCGCUCGUCGAGGACACGUAUGUACAAACAUCCCCAUACUUCAUCCACUGCGCGACACUGUUUUCUACUUCGGGGCAAAACGACCGUUAGCAAACACUGGAAAGAAGCCAAUUUGUUCCUGUACCAUGAAAACGGCUGCCGAGAAAUCAGGAAUUACGAGUUACGGAAUUGCAGGGACUCGACGGAUUGACGUUAGAUGUGUACAUGGGUAUGCUCCAGGUGGAAACGACCUCGAUACGAUACUGAGGGAGGGCAAAGUAGAGCCGCAAAUAUGGGUCUCACAUAGUGAGGGGCAGCCAGCCUUGGCAGAUAUUUGAUGCGAACCGCGAAGUUAGCUUGACACGAGCUACCGAGCAGAGAAUAAAGUAUUAGAAAAGUUUCAUGUAGAGAGCGAGCGCGGAAAAAGCUAAGAGAAAAAACGAAGAAACUCAGUCGAAAGAAAACACUCUAGUCACCAGUAUUUAAAGUAUUCCAUAAAGAACCUAAUAUAUUUCAAUUAGAUUAAAGAACCUCAAAUCAUAGUGGACUUAAUAUUUGAACGAAGAAAGAAAAAAGAAGAAAAUCAGGAAUAAAUUAGCUGGAAUCGAAAAAUGCUUGAUCAGGAAUAAAAAAUGAUAAGCACGUAAUGUUAGUAUGAAUUAUUGAUUAGCAACGUAAAAUAUUUAAUGAUAAAACAAGUACCAUCGAUUUAAAUAUUAAAAUUUGAUGUAAGAAUUGUAGAUAAUACAAUACAUAGCGAAGACAAUCCUAGUUGUAAUACAAAAGAAAAGAAAAAAAAAAGAGCACAAAAGUAGAGAAAACUAUUGGAAACUUUUUCUCUGGUUAUAUAAACAAAAAAGAAAAAGAUCGAUCGAUCGAGUAAUACAAAUUUAUUGAAUCGAACACGUAAACGGAUUUGUUGAAUAUAAAUUUAUUCAUAAAAUAAUUAAAGCGGAUAUACGAUAUGGUUGAAAAGUAAAUUGUUCUAUACAUAAAUACAAAUAUAAAUAAAAGAAAGAAUAUAUAUACAUAUAUUAUACAUCUACAUCUAUUAUACGUUAGCUCUGAAUAUGAAAAUCUAUGAUAUAAAAAUUGUUGAAUACAAGUAGGCGUACUCGUAAUCACCGGAUUACAUUAUAUUGCUAGUUGUUGAUCACGAAUUACAAAGAAAUAGCUUAACUCCAAAUCGAACGCUACUACAGAGAGAUAGACGAAAAAAGAGAGAAAAGAAAUCCCGCUGAGUCCUCGGAAUAAUCUGAACAAGCAAUUAUCUGUGAUAAGAAUUCAAAAAAUCGACGAAACCACUGGUCAACUACUGUACAGCGGAAUAAAAAGGAGACAGAUUCUAACGGGGGGAAAUAAUCAGCCCGACGUUGCGACUGGAAAACAGAAGGACAGCACAAAAAAAGAGGAUAUCGAAAGGGAGACAAACUACAGCCGAAACUUCCACCCGGUCUUAUCUAACAGACCUGAAGGUUGCCCCGUUUCAAACGAACGCACAAUGAAUUUGGAAGUGGAACUGAUAGCAGGGGUGAUAAAGGGUGGACCUCCCCCUCCGCAUCUACCCGCCCCCCGCCUCGUCAAGAUAUUCAUUGCCGGUGAACGUGACGAAUUUCACGAAGAAAGAAAGCAACUCCUCGAAGGAGUCGGGCCAGAGUUACAAUCAAUUUACGAUGACAUGGGAAUCGAAGUACUGCUCGUUGACAUGCAAUAUGGAACGGACAAAGAUCCCGAUGUAAAUCCACGUCUAGCUGAAUUAUUCUUAGACGAAAUAAGCGCAUCGCAUCGCCAUUCAAGGGGAUGUUUUCUUCUGCUUUUGGUGGGUGCUGAUUACAAAACUGGUUGGGUGCCGACGAGGUUCACCGAAGAAACUUACAAGGCUCUCCUAACGCAUUGUUCCUUUCUCGAAGAGUAUUACGCUCGGGAAGGAUCUUCCUACGUACUAAAGGCUUCCAGUGAAGAGACGGCUCAGGAUGAUUGGCAUCAGCAGCACGAGUCGAAUUUGAGAAAAGCUUUAAAAAUAGCAGCUGAAUCGGCGAUCUUGGAACAUUCCGAUAACACGGAGAUUAAAAAUAUCUUACAUUCGACCGCUGAGCGACAACUAGAACACGGCCUAAGUUUGGACGAAGAUGGUAAUGGCGUGAUAACGGUUAUACGAAAUUGGACGGGGCCGACAGCUCCUACCGUCGAACCCGGGGCUUCGACCUUGAAAUCUAGAACCGAAGCUUGUUUACCGGAUGAAAACGUGAUCCGGCAUGACGUAGAGUACAAAAUAGGAGGAAUAGACCCCGACUGUUCGUCUCACGAUACCUACUUGACUAGAAUGCGUCAGCAAGUUCUGGAAAGAAUUCAAGGCCUGGUUAACGAGUCGGUCGAAAUCGAUCCGGAAAUUAAAAGUCGGAAAAAAAUGGUCCAGGCUGUGUACGCGGAGAGUUUGGCGCAUUUGGGCUUAUUGAGGGAGGUCGUACCGGUCGACGAGGGCGGUAAAUCGAUAGCUAAAAUUAAAGAACUGUUGCUCGCGGGACGAGAGCGAAAACACGGACCGAUUCUGGUCUGGGGCCCGAAGUCAUCGGGCAAAACGGCAACGUUAGCGACCGUUUACGAAAACGCGCCAAAUUGGUUCGACGGACCGACCGUGCGGAUCGUGAGACUGUGCACAUCCACGCCGAGAUCCGCUUACAGCUUAGAACUUCUGCGAGUUUUGUGCGAGCAUAUCGGAUUUUUGUCGGGUAACAACGACGGGAAUAUCCCCAGAGACGCUUCCUUCGAUCCUUUGUAUUUGAAUAACUGGUUCAGUCAGAUAAUGCGGGGAAUAGAAGAAAAUCCCAUGCCGGAACAGCUGGUAAUUUUGGUGGAUGAUCUGCACCGGCUGCAUCCACUGGAGUGUGAUAUUGUAGCAGCGUUAUCUUGGUUGCCUCUGAAUCUACCGAAAGGUGUGCAUUUUAUCGCCACAACCGCCGUACCUCCGGAAGCAUUGAGGCUCACCCCGUUGCAGAAGGAGAGAUUGAGGAGUUCGGAAAUAUUGAUAGAAUUGCCGGAGGCUAAAAGUAACGUGCCGGACGUUGACGCGGCUUUCGACCGUCUGGAAAGACUGGCCGGACUAAAAGGAGCUACCAGAAUUGGGUCACUUUUGGCAUGCACGGAGUACGGGCUGUCGGAAACGGAAAUUCUGGAGUUAAUAAUGCCCACCGGAGGGGACGGACCCCUGGUUCUAUCCAAUGGGCAAUUCAACUUCUCGACUUGGUGCUUGGUCAAACGAACGAUGAACCCUUGGCUCAAGAUCAGAGUGAUGAGCGGACGUCUGAUGUUCAGUUGGCGUUGGUCUAGCGGUGAAGUGGCGCGAAAGAGAUACUUCGCUACUCAGGAUAGCUCGAGAUCAGCCUAUGCAGAAGUAGCGAAUCUGUUCUUCUCGGAAGACUCCGACGAAAGUGACGAAAAAUCACCCGAAGAUCCGGGUUCACCACCGGCCAAAGAAACUCCAUUCCAAAGUGCACCGAGAUCUCAAGAUAUUACCUACACUAUUCGUCACGUCGAGGAAGCUUGGUUGCAUCUUUUACGUGCCGGUGACGUUGACAGAUUGAAGAGACUGGCUGUAUGCGCAUUUGAUUUCCUCUUAGCAGCCGUUCAGAUGAUAUCCGUCAGUUACCUACGUUGUGUGCUGGAACACGCCAGGAGAUAUUUGCUCGAAAGAGACUUAGAACUGGUUUACUACGCGGUUCGAAAAUCCAGCGACGUUCUAACUAGAGAUCCCCUGCAGUUAGGGGCGCAAUUGAUCUGCUGGCUGAGACCCGUCGCCGAAGAUGGCGGAGAUUUGGUGAGUCGAAUGGUAAUGGCAGCUAUGGCUUGGUGCGAUGGCUACGCGGCACCGCUAUUGGUACCAUUGAAUGGGUGGCUGCAGCCACCGCUUCCACUUCAAAUUCGCGUUCUCACCUGUCCUCAAGGUGUGAGAUUGGUGGAGGCAGCGCCUUCGGGACAGCACGUGGUCGUAGUACCUCCUCAGGGUGACGCUCAGCUUUGGCACGUAAUGUCUGGUCAGCUGGUUCACACUUUCAAAGGUCAUUCGGGGCCGAUAUCGUGCUUGGCGAUUACCAAGCAGUCUCAAUAUUUAAUGACCGGUUCCGAAGACACGUCUAUAAUAGUAUGGGACAUGAAAGAACUCACUAUGAAGCAACGAAUUUGUGAGCAUAUCGCCCCCGUCCUUUCUCUCACCCCGGCGAUGGGAAAUUCCAUAAUAGUGAGCGGCGGCGAAGAUUCUAGAAUAAUUGCAACUCGGCUACUGACGGGUGAGGUGUUGAUGAAAGUUGAUCAUCAUCGGGGCCCGGUGACUUCUCUACGCGUUGACUCCGCCGGGGAAGUCUUGGUUUCUGGAUCGUCGGACGCAACCGUUUGCCUCUGGUCCCUCGAAAGUUUUACAUUGCUGAAUACCAUUCCUCUUCCGUCUCCUGUUACAAUGCUCGACGUUUCUACCGACUCAGUCUUCCUCCUCGCUGCCUGCGAGGACCAAAAAUUGUACCUAAGAUCGUUGGCAACCGGCACAGAGAUCCAUACACUGAGAGGACAUCAAGGUCCUAUAAAGAGCGUGUGCUUGGCAAAAGAUUGUAGAAGAGCCGUGGCUGGUGGAGUUGACGGAAGGGUUUCGGUAUUCGACAUGCACAGUGGAAGAUUGACGAAGGCGUUGCCCGCGAGUCCAUCGGCAGACGUGACGUCGGUGAAGGUGACGGAAAAAGACGAUUUCCUAAUAACUGCUGGCGGUGGUCGUGUAAAUUAUUGGAGUUUUCGGGGGGAGGAGGUUGCCACACGUCCGUCAAAGGCAGGUGGAAAGCAGGAGUCGCUUCAGCCCCAUGGAGCUCCUAUCUCGUGCUUGGAUGUUUCCAGAGACGGUGCAAUGGCUGUUACCGGCGGUGUGGACUCGCUCGUUAAUCUCUGGCAGCUAAACACUCACGAAUUAGUGUCCACGUUGGAAGGGCACAUCGCGAGUGUUACUUGCGUUGCUUUUUCCGCCUCUGGUCUUUUCGCUGCUUCAGGGUCCGAGGAUAAAACUGUCAGAGUAUGGGGACUAACUUUGGGCCUUGUAGUCGCGACUUUCAGACAUCAAGCUCCCGUAACCGCUGUAACGGUUAUGCUGGACGGACGAAGAGUCGUCAGUUCCGACAGAGCUGGUUCUAUAAGAGUUUGGGCUGCUGAUAGUGGAACUCUGAUUCAAUCGCUCUGCGGACCCGGUCGAUGUUUUGCGGUAGCUUCUGAUAUGAGAUACACCGUCUGUGGUUCCGGAGAUAAUCACAUUAGAAUUCUUGGCUUGGGAUUGGGACCGGAGGAAAAAUACCCUGUUUCCCAUUCCCAGGAUAUCACCUGUCUCGUCGUUACUCCGGAUUCUCAAUCGCUGAUAACCGGCUCCAGAGAUAUGAGUUUAAAAGUAUGGCAACUCGCGGGAGGAAAAUUGUCCCAGGUCCUGGUGGGACACACCGAUCACGUUACUUGCGUAGCGGUAGCCGUUUCGGACAAAUCCAUUGUAGUAUCCGGUUCGAGAGAUGCGAAUUUGAUCGUAUGGGACAUAAACACCGGUGCGGAUCUCCACACUUUAACCGGACAUCUCGGCUACGUAACGUGCAUUCGUCUUUCCGGAGACGGUACUUUGGCGGUGUCUGGUAGCGAGGACAAAAGCCUGAUUGUCUGGGACACUAAAAAGGGAACUGCCUUGAGUUCCAUUAUGCUGCACGUUCCGGUAUUGGGGGUUGAAAUGUCCACUGAUUGCUCAAGACUCGCGUUACACUUAUUGGAACACAAGUGUCUGCCCAUUUUAUGCCUCCACAACACCCCCGCACAGUACGUCAAACUUCCCGAAUACGUGGCCCCGAGGGAUCUCAGACCUCCGGGGCCAAAGAGACCGGCGAGAAGAUUGCUCAAGAAGGAGGUAUCCUUGGACACUUAUACGUGGCAGAGAAAAUACGGUCAUCUCACGUCAGGUAUAAUGGUUGCCGCUGUUGAAGAGCGUCUGAAACGCCGGUUCAGCGUAAGCGCUUCAAUGGAGGAAAUCAGUAAAGCUGGACUCGCUGGUUCGCAGCCUGGUUUAGGCCCCGAACAGGCAGCUCUCGCACAAUCCCAGCAUUUCGAUCAGCUGGAGGCCCUAUGGAACAAGCAAUCACCUCCACCGAGACCAAGAGGUCUUGGAAGAACGCUUUCGAAACAGAGUUCACUUCAAGCGACACGAAUAUCCGAUUCGGAGGAAGAAGGUAGGCGAACAGUUUCCUGCGUCGCCUCCUAAGAUUACAGCGAUAUUUUUAUACAUGCAUUAGUGUACAUUUUACGUUGAAAUAGAACAAAAAAAGACAAUGAAU